AUGAUUCCUCUUCUGCUACUUUUUGGCACUGCUCUUGCCUCAUGGCAAGAUGUGGUUGCUUCGUCCCGACUACCAAGAGCUGAAGACGGCUCUAUCGGAGUUAUUCCUGAGAACUAUCGGGUAGAGCUGACGAUCAACGAUUUGAACUCAGAGAACUUCGCUUACUCAGGCGUGGUGGAAGUUGAUUUCGAAUGGAAUUUGGGCGACUUUGAAUACCUCGCGCUCAACGAAGAGAAUUUCUUUUACAAGUCAGUGACACUUGAUGGACAAGCUGUCGAGCACUUUCAAGAGGGUGGAUUUAUUUUCAUCACUAUUCCCAUUGGAUUCGAAUUCCAGGAAAAGACAACUGUACGAAUUGAGUUUACUGGUAGAUUCGAUUACGUGACUUCUGCAGGCUGGAAUGAAGGUUUCUUCGUCGACUACUACGUUGGCCCUGACGAAUUGACCUACAGCAACAUUCUCGUCACUCAGUUCGAGUCUUGCGGUGGCCGCAAAGCAUUUCCAAUGUUUGACGAGCCGGAGUACAAAUCGACUUUUGACCUAGAAGUUACGCUCUACGGAAAUGAAGGCUACUACGCAUUAUGGAACACGGAUACGAUCGAUGUUAUCCAACAAAAUGAUUCUUCCGUUACUUACGUGUUUGAUCGCUCGCCAAAGAUGAGCUCGUAUUUGUUCUCCUUGUCUGUCGUUAAUUACGUUUACGUGGAAGGAACUGCUCCUGAGACCGGCGCCAGAAUGCGCGUUUAUUCUCCCAAGUGGGUUGAAAAUAUAGAAUUUUCCAGCUUCGCUCUUGAUGCUGGAAUUGCUAUUCUCGAUGGCUUGAGCGAUUUCUUCGGCUACAACUAUUCAGAUGCCUUCCAAGGAGUGCCAAAGCUCGAUCAAAUUGGAUUCCCCAAUAGCGGUCUCGGAGCGAUGGAAAACUGGGGACUAGUCACUUAUGAUUACACCUGGCUUUAUACAAAUACGGACAAGAUGACUGAGUUCUGGACUUCUGACGUAGCAGCUACUGUAGCUCAUGAACUGGUUCAUCAAUGGACUGGGAACUUGAUUACUGCAGAGUGGUGGGACGAGUUGUGGAUAAAUGAGGGCUUUGCAGAAUGGGGAGGAGCUUUUGGUCUCCAAUUUGUCGACUCGAGCAUUGCCUGGGAAAAUUACUUGUACUUGUACGAUUCGGACUGGGCGUACUGGGUGGAUCAAACGCGAAACUCACGUCCGAUCGUGAACAAACAGAACAACGACGGCUACAUUGUGGAUACAUGUGAAGCUAUCGACGCCCAAUUUGACGGUAUCGCUUACUCUAAGGGAAGUCUAAUAAUCCGAAUGAUCAUUGACGUAAUCGGCAUCGAUGCAUUCCAAGCCGGUAUGCAAAAAUACCUCAACGAGAACAAGUUCACCAACCCUACUACCGAAACUUGGUUCAGCUACAUCUCCGAAUUCGUCGAUCCAGCAGUCCUUCCAGAGGGAAAAACGUUUUACGAAACCUUCAAAGGCUACUUUCUCCAGAUGGGUUUACCCUUACUUACCUUCAAAGACUCCCACGAAGCUUUUGCUGAGCGAUUUUUAUGGCAAGAUACUGAGGUCACUCUUCCUGAGAGCUCGUUGAAUUACAACUGGAACAUUCCUGUUAAAAUAUUGAAGUUCGACUCUUGCUCCACAGAAAUUCAGUGGUUAACAGAAGAAACAAUGGCUGCCGAUCGAACCCUCAACUUCGGAAAAGAACGCAUUGGCCGCGAUUUCUGGCCGUUUCCCGACUCACGAUCCUACACAAGAACUUCUUAUGGCUCUAUUUCCAACUUCAAUGAAUUGAUUACCCAGUUAAUGACGCAGGUUUCUUGUCUGGAGACCGUUGAAAACAUCCAACUGCUCACCGCAGGAAUGAUUAUGGAUCAGUUUUACCUCGCCACUGCUUUAGGACAUCGAGAACACUUCCAUACGAAUUACGGUCACGUGAUGGAGCCAACGAGGUUGAUGGCCAUUGCUGAAAUUAGCCACCGGCCACAGGACUGGAUCGUUUGGGCGCAUGCUGGUACUGUGUUUGACCGAAUCGUCGAGGAUGAAAUUUAUACUCACAGAAGUGGUGCGAAACUCGUCCGAUUCAGCUCCAACCGAGCCUUGUUUGAAGAUUACAUGCAGUCCCUUGCCAGCACGAAUAGAUACAUGAGCAACGAUCUUUCUGGCUCGGAUGAAAAGAAAAUGGCUUCGCUGUACACAAGCUGGGCGUGCAACUACGGAUCGAGCUGGUGCCUUUCGGAAGCAUCGAAGCUCGCACUUGACGUUGUCAACGGCAACGGAGACUGGCGCGACCUUGACGUUCACAUCAGACUUCAGGCAAAGCACUUCGCCGUCCGCGGCGGAACUCAGCAAGUCAUUGACCUCUUGGUGGACGAAAUCUACAGCGGAAACCAACGCGAAAUUAUCAGUAAUCUUGAAGCCCUCGCAUACCUCCCAGCUAGCCAUGCCGCGAAAAUUGUCGAAGUUUUCGAAUAUAUCUCAGACGACUAUCCCAGCUACGUCAGUGAGUUUGCGAUGAAGGCAGCCGAGCAGCCUGAGAUCCGAGACAUCGUCAUUGAUUUGUUCAUCGACGACCAGGCAAUCAUCGAAGUCAUCAAGGAAGAGGGCGUCAUCAACUCCGUCGUCAAAGGCUUCUGCGAGUACAUGCAAGAAACAAAUGCACAAGAAAGGGUUUAA
This is a messenger RNA of Oikopleura dioica, 2688 nucleotides long. Lineage: Eukaryota; Metazoa; Chordata; Appendicularia; Copelata; Oikopleuridae. The record is from the annotation of a GenBank genome assembly.